AUGGCCGCCCGGGGGUGCCGGUACUUUCACGUACCCCCCCCCCCCGCCCACCCCAUCUCCCUGAGAAAAACAGAAUAGACCUCCUAGGCGUAGCAGCGCACAACGCCGGCAGCUGUCAAACCGGCAUCUCAUACGACGCCGGACGCACCUUCAAAGUGUCAAACCAUUCAUAGGUGACUGUCCCCACGGCGCCGUGGAAAACACCCUCUACACGACCGAGCAAACCUUCGACUUCCCCGUCCCCUCCAUCUCCCACCGCGGUAGCGGGCUCUUCGCCUGGACUUGGUUUACGGUAACCGGCUUCCGUCAGACGUACAUGAAUUGCGCGCACGUCGAGAUUGUCGGCGGUGGCGGCGGGGGAGGGUGGCCGACGGGGGCAUCAGACAUGUUCAUUGGGGAAAUAAACCAGUGCAAGACUCGAGAAUUCGGCAACUUGUACUUCCCCGACCCCGGCAGCGUGGUGCAGUUUGGCGGGAAACGGAAUUGGGUCAACGCUGGGCCCAUUGUGGUUUGCAGUAUUCCGCCCCAAGUGCUGCCAAGUGCCCUAAUGCCCAGGCGGAAGGCGAGGAUGGCGAGGAUGCUCAAUAGAGGGGUGGAGUUGGUUAAUAGGGCUUUUGGUGGUGGUGUUUGGGAUGCCGGGCGGAGGAGGGGUUGUACUAGCAUAUUGGAUCUGAUUGAAGGUUUACUAAUUGGCGGGCUCUUGUAA
Molecule: messenger RNA, 706 nt
Organism: Tuber aestivum (summer truffle)
Lineage: Eukaryota; Fungi; Ascomycota; Pezizomycetes; Pezizales; Tuberaceae
Source: the annotation of a GenBank genome assembly